Messenger RNA from Xyrauchen texanus (razorback sucker), 9876 nucleotides. Its product is annotated as interferon-induced very large GTPase 1-like. Lineage: Eukaryota; Metazoa; Chordata; Actinopteri; Cypriniformes; Catostomidae. The record is from RefSeq and is a predicted model, not a curated record. Gene Ontology annotation, molecular function: GTP binding. The coding region runs from base 47 to 8002 and encodes 2651 amino acids. The transcript has 4 exons.
UCUGGUGGAGCUUCCAGCACUUUCUCAGCUCUCAGAAGAGGAAGUGAUGCGUCAAUCUCUCCACUGUGUGUCUCUCUGUCAUCCUGGAGUUCAUGUUUUCCUCCUCAUUAUUCCUGAUGCUCCAAUCACUGAUGAAGACAAAGCAGAAAUGGAGAAGAUCCAGAGAAUAUUCAGCUCAAGAAUCAACAAACACAUCAUGGUCCUCAUAAUGCAGAAUUCAGAACACACAACAGCAGAACUCAAUGAAGAAACAAAGUCUGUCAUUGAAAGUUAUGCAGGACGACAUCAUUUCUGUGGCCCCAACACACAAGUGUCCAUGUUGAUGGAGAAACUGGAGCAGAUGGUGGAAACCAAUAAUGGAGACUGUUUCUCCACAGAGACAUUUUGGGAUGCACAAAUGAAAAAACUGCUGAAAUUUGAGGAGAUGAGGAGGAAAAUCCACUCACUAGAGAUGCCGUUUCAAUCACAAGGUUCAAGAGAAAACACAGUUGAUGUGAGGAUUGUGCUGCUUGGAAAAACUGGAAUUGGAAAGAGUGCAACAGGAAACACCAUCUUAGGAAGAGAAGCAUUUAAAGCUGAAGCAUCUUCUGAAUCAGUGACCAGUGAAUGUCAGAGAGAUACAGCAGAAAUCAACGGCAGACACAUCACUGUGAUUGACACUCCAGGACUGUUUGAUACUGAACUCAGUCAUGAAGACAUCCAGAGAGAAAUCACUAACUGCAUCUCAAUGAUACUGCCAGGACCUCAUGUGUUCAUUAUUGUGUUGAAUUUAGGACAACGAUUCACUCAAGAUGAGGCGAAAUCAGUGAAGAUCAUUCAAGAGACAUUUGGUGAAAACUCUUUAAUGUACACAAUGAUACUCUUCACCAGAGGAGAUUAUCUGAAGAAUAAAACCAUUGAACAGUGGCUGGGAAAACCAGGAUCUGUGAUUAGAAACCUGAUUGAACAAUGUGGAAACAGAUUCCAUGUGUUCAAUAAUAAUGAGACUAGAGAUCGCACACAGGUUUCUGAACUACUGGAGAAAAUAGACGUCAUGGUGACAGCAAACGGAGACAGUUACUACUCAUGUAAGAUGUUCAGACAGAUGGAGAGAGAACGACAAGAAAAACAAAUGAACAUAAUGAUGGAGAGAGUCGAGACACUGAACAGAGAGAGAGAAGAACUCUUGACCAAACAUGAAGAAGAGAAAGAGAGAAUGAAGAAGAUGAUGGAGGAAGAGAGACAGAAUCAUGAGAAAGAGAAUAAGAGAAGAAAAGAGAAAUUUAGAGAGCGAGAAGAACAAUUAAAAAGAGAAAUGAAAGAAAAAGAGGAGCAAGAGAGAAAUAUGAGAAGAGAACGAGAGGAAUGGGAGAAACAGAAACAAGAGGAGAAACUGAGGAGAGAAGAAGAGGAGGAGAAAAAGAGAAAGAAAGAACAAGAAAUGUGGGAUGAAUAUAAUCAGAGAAUUAAACAACAGAGAGAUGAAAUACUGAAAGAAAAAGAGAGAAUAGAAAGAGAGAAAGAAGAUCUUCAGUCCAAAUAUGAAACAGAGAAAGAGAGAAUGAAGAAGAUGAUGGAGGAAGAAAGACAGAAUCAAGAGAAAGAGAGGAAGAGAAGAGAAGAGGAUUUUAUAGAGAGAGAAAUCAAAUACAGAACAGAAAUAAAAGAGAAAGAAGAACAAGAGAGAAAGAUGAGAGACAAGAUGAAACAAGAACGAGAGACACUUAAACAUGAAAUGAAAGAAAAAGAGAGAAUUGAAAGAGAGAAAGAAAAUCUUCAGAUGAAACAUGACACAGAGAUCAACAGAAUAAUGAUGACUUUAGAAAAUGAAAGAGAGAAUCUUCAGGAGAGAAAGAGGAGAGAAGAACAAUAUAAAACAGAAAUAAAAGAGAAAGAAGAGUGUGAGAGAGAGGUGAAAGAAGAGAUGAGAAGAGAACGAGAGGAAUGGGAGAAACAGAAACUGAAGAGAGAAGAAGAGUUUAAUGAGAGAGAAGAACGAUAUAAAACAGAAAUAAAAGAGAAAGAAGAGUGUGAGAGAGAGAUGAAAGAUGAGAUGAGAAGAGAACGAGAGGAGAAACUGAAGAGAGAAGAAGAGAUUAAUGAGAGAGAAGAACGAUAUAAAAGAGAAAUAAAAGAGAAAGAGGAGUGUGAAAGAGAGAUGAAAGAUGAGAUGAGAAGAGAACGAGAGACAAUUAAACAUGAAAUGGAGGAACUGAUGAGAGAAAAAGAGAAAGUAAAAACAGAAAAAGAAAAUCUUCAGAUCAAGUAUGACACAGAAAUAGACAAACUGAUGAACAGAAUAGAGAAUGAAAGAGAGAAUCAUGAGAAAGAGAUGAAGAAAAGAGAAGAGGAAUUUAGUAAGAGAGAAGAAAGCAUAAUUCAAAUAAAAGAAGAAGAGUUUGAGAGAAAACUGCAAGAGGAAACCGAGAAACAGGUGGAAAAUCUGAGAAGGGAAGAAGAAAAAGAAAAACAUAAACUUAAGGAUAUUGAAGAAAGCAUCAACAAAGAUUUUUCAAGAAGACAUCUCCAUUCUGCAAGAGAAGAUGUAUUAACAACCAAAACAGCAGUAGGAAAGAGACUCAAUGGAAACGAUCUCUUUCACAGACUUCAUCUUGAUCACAGUCACACUAAACUGAGAGCUGCUGAUGUUCUUCAGAUAACUGCAGGUUCAUUACAGUCUCAUGAGUCUUGUGCUGAAGAAGAGCUGGCUCAGACUUUUCUACACAAACUACUGAUGAUGAACUACAGAGCAAGAUACAUUACUGUUAAAAAGACCAAUGAGAAAAAUCACACUCAACCAGCCAUCUGUGAUUCAUCUAAACAUGAGGGUGAUUUUUUCAAAGUAAUGUCUUUGUCUAACAAGCAAUCAAGCAAAUCAGACCCUGUUCACUCAAUGGAUGUUCAGAUGGCCAUGUUUCAUUGUGCUGAUAGUUUCCUGAAGCAGCUGAUGGUGACUAAACUGUCUCAGUGUCAGUAUGCUCUGCCUCUGCUUGUACCUGAUCCAUUCACACAACACAUUGAGUUUCCUCUCUGGACAUUCAGACAAAUCAACAAGAGCUGGAAGACAUUUGAUGAUACAGGUAAAAUCAUCAGUAAAGUCCAGUCAGUCUGUAAGGCAGAAACUCCAAUGGUGUGUUUCUUCAGGUUUGGCUCAGUGUCCUCAUCCAAGUCUCAGCUGAUGAACAGUCUGAUCAAUGAGAAACACAACACGUUCUUCCACAGGAACUGCCCAGGCAGCAGCAGAACCAGAGUACUGAUGGAUGGAGUGGUGGAGAUCGCCUGGUACUGCCCGUCUGGAAAGAACACAGAUACAUUUACUGACUGUGUUGCGUUCUGUAAUCUACAUGGAGAUGCAGGAGACAAUGAGAAACAGCUGCAGAUCUUAACUCAAAUGUCCUCAGUCAAUGUUGUUAUUCUACCACAACUUGAAAGGAAUGACAAAAACAUGAUCAAAGUAAAAAAUCUCUACGAAGCUACAAAUCCACUCAUUUGCCUUUUUGCUGAAGAUGAAUCUACUGUCAUUGAAACACAUAAAGGAAAAUUCAAAAUUGGAUUGAAAGACCGAAACCAGGCAGAUGUGUCUGAUGAAAUCAGAAGUGCUAUAAAUGAUUGUCUCUCAUCUUCAGAAUCAUCUUCCAUUUUCAGACUUGAAGAUGUGUCCAAACACUCAAAUAUCAGAGUAGAUGAAGAUGAUGAUGAAGACUGCAGGAGAGGAAAAGAAGCAGCACAGCAGAUGAUGAGAUUACUGGAGAAUAAAGAUCUGACACAAAUCAAAGAAUCAUUUCUGCCCUGUCAGGGAAAACUGUGGCAUCAGUGGUGUCAGACGAACAAAGAACUACAUCGACCUCAAGGGGAUGAACUAGAAAUGGAGAUAAGCAGAAAGAAAACUGACAUGAAGAAAAUUCGUGAACAGCAGCAUGGAUCUGGCCUUAGUGACGCAAUGAAGCUCUUUAUUAUGGAAUUAUAUUCACAAGCUCAAAGGAUGAAUAGAAAUGAGAACAUAAUUAAGAUUUAUUUUCUGAAAUGGCUUGGAAUCCUCUUGGAUGAAUACACCUCAGACAGCCUUUCUGUUCUUCAUCACAAGUAUGAUGAAAAGUGGUCUUUGCUCAGGGUAUUGAAAGAGAGUAAUGAUAAAUCUAAGAUGACAGAUGAACAAAGAGAACUUGAGAGAAUAUCUGAGGAGCUUCAGGCCGCAACAUUUGGUUUGGAGCACAUCCUGAGAGAGAUCGGUCAGAUCUAUGAAUCAUGUUCAUCUGUGAAGAAGAACAAGGAAGGUCUGCAGUUUCACUUCUCUUCUCUCCCGAGUCUUGCAGCAGAGAUGAUGAUCUCUGGAUUUCCUCUGGAGCUGAUGGAUGGAGAUGCUGCUCAUGUUCCUCUGAUCUGGAUCUCUGCGGUUCUAGAUGAACUCAUCAGGAAACUGGGAGACCAGAGAGUGUUUGUGCUGUCAGUUUUAGGGGUUCAGAGCUCUGGGAAAUCCACCAUGUUGAAUGCCAUGUUUGGACUGCAGUUUGCCGUCAGUGCUGGCAGGUGCACCAGAGGAGCUUUCAUGCAGCUGGUCAGAGUGUCAGAGGAGAUGAGAAAGAUUAAACAGCUGAAGUUUGACUAUAUUCUGGUGGUUGAUACUCAGGGACUUCGUGCUCUAGAACUGACUGGAAGAUCAACGAGACAUCAUGACAAUGAACUGGCCACAUUUGUUGUGGGUCUUGGGCAUCUGACAUUGAUCAACAUCUUUGGAGAAAACUCCUCUGAGAUGCAGGACAUUCUUCAGAUUGUUGUUCAGGCCUUGCUGAGGAUGAAGAAGGUCAGACUGAAUCCCAGCUGCAUGUUUGUGCAUCAGAAUGUUUCAGACGUCACAGCUGGAGAGAAAAACAUGGAGGGAAGGAGACGACUGCAGGAGAAACUGGAUGAAAUGACAAAACUUGCUGCUAAAGAAGAAGUCAGUGAUGCAGAACGAUUCAGUGAUGUCAUUGAAUUUGAUCUACAGAAGGAUGUGAAGUAUUUUGCACAACUCUGGGAGGGCAGCCCACCAAUGGCACCACCAAACCCAAACUACUGUGAAAAUGUUCAAGAUCUAAAGAAAACUAUUAUUUCUCAUGCCUCAAAAUCAGAUGGCAUGAUGUUGACACAUCUGAAAGAUCGUAUUCAAGAUCUCUGGGAGGCUUUACUGAAUGAACGAUUUGUGUUCAGCUUCAGAAAUUCUCUGGAGAUUUCAGCAUACAGAAAACUGGAGACUGAAUACAGCAAGUGGACCUGGAGUCUCCGGAGGACCAUGCUGGAAAUUGAGAACAAACUACAAAACAAAAUAGAAAAUGAAACAAUUCAUGAGGUUGAUGAAGCACAUCUUCAAAGAGAACUGAAAGAGAAAGGUGAAGAAGUGAAAAACUCAAUGUCUGAGUUCUUUGAGAAAGACACUGAUGCUGAUGUAGUAAUUCAGUGGAAAGCUUCCUUUGAAAUCAAAAUUAAAGAGCUUCUAGAAAACAUUGUGAGAGAAACAAAGAGGAAAUUAAAUGAGAUUCUUCAACAGCGAGAUCUGAAGAAAGAGAUUGAUGCUCAGAAGACACAUCAUGAAAACACUCUCUUUGAAAAGAGCAAAACACUCGCCUUAACACUCAAAGACAAAGCAAAAGAUGAAGAAACACUGAAGAAAGAGUUUGAUUGCUUUUGGGAACAGCAUGUGAAGAAGAUCAUCAGAGACACUCCUCAAAUCAAAGACAUUGACAUAUUAAGAGAUGUGAAAAAACUCCUCAGUGACAUCUAUGAAAGUGCUCCUGUAGAUCACUGGACAGAGAACAGGGAUAUUUUCUGUGUGCCGAGUUAUUCAGAUUAUGUACAGUUAAAGAAAUCCAGUGGAAUUACAGGACAUGUUAUAAAUCUCUACAGAGGAGCAAAAGAGAAGUUUGGUGUUGCUCUGUCUAAAGAGGAUAAAACACAAAUAAGAUCGUUAGUCUGUGAAAUUGCUCAUGAGACAGACAAAAAGAUCCAGUCAUUUAACAUUUCAAAGAUGGGCUACAACAAAAGCUACAUUCAAGAACUCACAGACUAUAUAAAGUCAAGACUCAUUGAUCAUCAGGAAGGACCAGUGAAAUAUGUGUUCAAGAAUGAAUUCUUCAUGGAUUUGGUGUUUUCUAUCUGUAAGAGAUCAAACAAGACAUUCACUGACCAACACAGACUGUUCAGAGAAGCCAAUGAUCCUGUUCUCUACAUGGAGAAGAAGAGAGGAGAGUACUUCAGUGUUUUCCAGAAAUAUUGUAAAGGUGCAUCAUCAGCUGCUGUUUUUGGUGAGAUCAUCUGUCAGAAACUGAAAGAUCCCAUUAAACAGAGUGUCUACAAAAACACUGCCAGAGAUUUAGCAGAUGAAAUGAGAACAAACUGUGAAUCACUGAAUGGAAACAGAUCUAAACUAGAGAAACACAUCCUGAAGACACUGGCAGAAGAGGAGAACUUUGACAAAUACAUGAACUACAUUCAGAAUCCCAGAGAUCACUUCAAGAGUUUCAUCAGAGCUGAAGUCAGUCAGUACAUCACUGAUAAGUUCAGUGUCAGUGUUCGGCCCAAGAUGAUGAAGAACAUGAAACUCCUGCAGCAGAAGAUCAUGAACGCAGCUCAUGAAUCUACUGAACAUGUUCAAGUGAACAGUGGAGAUGUUGAAGCUGCUCAUGAAUCUACUGAACAUGUUCAAGUGAACAAUGGAGAUGAUGAAGCAGCUCAUGAAUCUACUGAACAUGUUCAAGUGAACAGUGGAGAUGAUGAAGCAGCUCAUGAAUCUACUGAACAUGUUCAAGUGAACAGUGGAGAUGUUGAAGCAGCUCAUGAAUCUACUGAACAUGUUCAAGUGAACAGUGGAGAUGUUGAAUCGGCUCAUGAAUCCACUGAACAUGUUCAAGUGAACAGUGGAGAUGUUGAAGCAGCUCAUGAAUCUACUGAACAUGUUCAAGUGAACAGUGGAGAUGUUGAAGCAGCUCAUGAAUCUACUGAACAUGUUCAAGUGAACAGUGGAGAUGUUGAAGCGGCUCAUGAAUCUACUGAACAUGUUCAAGUGAACAGUGGAGAUGAUGAAGCGGCUCAUGAAUCUACUGAACAUGUUCAAGUGAACAGUGGAGAUGUUGAAGCGGCUCAUGAAUCUACUGAACAUGUUCAAGUGAACAGUGGAGAUGUUGAAGCGGCUCAUGAAUCUACUGAACAUGUUCAAGUGAACAGUGGAGAUGUUGAAGCGGCUCAUGAAUCUACUGAACAUGUUCAAGUGAACAGUGGAGAUGAUGAAGCGGCUCAUGAAUCUACUGAACAUGUUCAAGUGAACAGUGGAGAUGAUGAAGCAGCUCAUGAAUCCACUGAACAUGUUCAAGUGAACAGUGGAAAUGUUGAUUUGUGGUUGAAGUGUUUCACACAGAAGCUCUCAGAUGUGCUGAUAUUCUCUGUAAAAGACUUCAGUGGAGUGAGUCAUGAUGGUGUUGAUGAUUUCAAACUUCUAGAAGAUGUGAUGAGAAAGGAACUUCCUCCAGUAAUAUCUGACAUAAGCAGUGAAUUCAGUACAGAGACUUUUCCAGUAAAUCUGGACCACAAGUACAGGUCAGAUGAGAUCCUUAAUCAUCAUUUCUGUAAGUGCUGUUGGGCUCAGUGUCCUUUCUGUGCAGCCAUCUGCACCAACACAAUAGAAGACCAUGAAGGAGAUCACAGUGUUCCUUUCCAUCGUUAUGUUGGACUAAAUGGGAUGAUUUACCAGCGUACAACACACUUGUGUAUAAGCAUUUGCACAUCAGCAGUAGCAAGUGAUCGAUCUUUUUGUUCAAAUGUCUCAGAUACAGUCCUCUGGAGAGAAUACAGAAAAGCAGGAGGAGAUUAUGCAAAAUGGAGCAUCACCGCUGACUUCUCUGAGCUGCCGUACUGGAAGUGGGUUGUGUGCAGAUUCCAGAAAGAUCUGGAAAAAUACUAUAUGAAAGCAUUUGAGGGGAAUGGUGAGAUUCCACAAGAAUGGAGAGAAUAUUCAAAAAAAGAGGCCAUUGAGAGUUUGGACAAAUACAUCUAAUUAGACUCUUAUAAGUGUCUGAUUCAAAGAAAUUACAGUACUGUGCAAAUUUAACCUUUAGCAAAUAGAAAAGAAGCAAAUAGAACAGAUGUUAUGGCCCCCGCAGAGCCCCCCACUGAACAUCGAGUCAGUCUGAGAUUACAGGAAGAGACAGAAGCAAUUGAGACAUAAAACUGUUUAUGGCUGUCACUGUUCUGGUAAGCCAGCAGGUUUGUUUUGUUAUUUUCUCUCCUUCAUGUUUCGCAAGUGCCCUCGACUGGCAUAAUCAGGGUUUCCAUUCAUUGUUCUCAGGGUGGCACCGAUCAUGGUGGCACUGAUUGCACUCCCUACAUUAGCGCUCAUGUUUCUCUGAUUCUAUGCAGGAUUAUUAAUCUAUGUUGAGUACUAUCCUCACUCUCCUAGUAUAGCUGGUCCUGUUUUGUCAUUCUGUUGUUCGGGUUGUGGUUUGCCUUCCAGUCUUCGCUGAGUUCAGCCUGACAAUCCACAAAAGAAUUCCGGUCUAUGACCGCGUGCCGGGGAUCAACAGAUCAGCUGUUGCUAUUAUUGUCCGCUGGACACCUACUCCUCGCCAAGCUUCUACAGAGGAUUUUGCCAAGCUCCUCCUGACAUCCACGACGCACACACUCCACUGACGCACACACUACUCUCUGCGUGAAGGUGCAUUAAUGACUUUGUGACUUCUGCUCUUUGGUCUUUUUGUCCUGCACUUAACGUUACAAUGGCAUUACUUCUGAAGACAUCCUCACUGUGUAACCUAAAACUUUUGCACAGUACUGUAGAUGAUUUAUCUAAUAGUUACAUAAAAUGAGUUUCUAUUCCACAUUUUAUUAAGCUCUAUCAAUAUCUCUUGUUUCAAUGACAAUGUGAUUUAGUCAUUACCAGUGCACGCUAUUUGAAGUGAUUUUAUCAUUUAGAGGGCUUACGUAUAGCUAGUUAGUUUUCUCACUAAAAAGCGCGAUUUUAGCUAUAUAUUUUUUGAGUGUUAUCAGUUGCUCUAUUUGCUACGAGUGACCAAUUGGUUUCAGGGCCAUAACCACAAUAGACAAUGUGAUUAGGGGAAUAAUAUUGUAGAUAAUAUUGUCGCUGUCCUGUGUAGUCCAUUACGCACUACAGUCUAAUUGUCAUUAAAUUGUUGCAAGGAUUACACAAUGGUUUAAUUUAAGUGUGCUCCACAUUAGCCCAAGUCAGCAGUUCAGUUUAAGAGUGUCAUUCUAAGAGUUAAAUAGCUACACUCUUUGACAUUAAACUAUUUGCCCAUUAUUUUACGAUAGAAAUGACUGACUGACAGUAAUUUCCAAGGAUGCAAUUUGUUUUAUCUUUUGUGAAAUUCACACAUAUUCUGUAUUUUAUUUUAUGUCACAUUGUGAAUGUUAAAAGAUAACAUUAACAAGCAGUUUUCAGCCUAUCAGGCAUAAUACAAUGAGUAAAUGUGUGCAUAUUAUGAAUUCAUUAUAUUGAUGUGGUUAUGAAAUUGGCUUUCAGAUUUAUGAAUCAUUUUCUUAGACAGUUCUUCUUUUCUCAAAGAACGAGUGUUUCACUCUCAGACUUCAUUGUGUUUUUAGGUUGUGGGAAUGACUGUGUCCUAUUUUAUUUUAAUGAAAAUUAAACAUAUUAAUGUAAAUGCAAUUCAAACCUUUAAUUUCACGGGGUGGCCAAUGGUGAGAAGACAACAGUCAGUCAGGUGAGGAUGAGUACGGAAACAGAAGAUGUCUCUCAUUAUCAGUCGUUGGAUGGGAUUUUGUUUCCUUAACACUUAUAUGCAAACAUGAAAGCAUUUUUAUGGGAAUCAUACAAUUAUUAAUAUUUCAUUAUUUCUAUAUCAACUUGCUUUUGCUUGUGUUUACAUUAUGUCUGAUUUCACAAUUAAAGUCUAU